AUGGCUGGAGCAGUAAGCCCCAAUGAGAAACCUGAUGGUGAUGUCGAGUUUUGUACUCUGGGCAUGUUCAUCGUUGGUAUGCUAUGUCACCACGCCCGACUCGGAUGAACAGCCGUAUCUUCAGUGUACAAUACUUACAGGCCUCCUUCUUGUCCGGCACAGAUGAGAUUGAAUUUGGGGGCUCUAGGCCUGAUGUAAAGAACAUUAUUGGUGGAGCAGGAUCUUUCGCCGUGGUGGGCGCACGUCUAGUCGCUGGCAAGAACCAUUCCCAGUCUGUGAGCUGGAUUGUCGAUGUUGGCUCGGAUUUCCCCCAGGAAGUUCUGGAUACGAUCAAGUCAUGGGAUACAAACUGCAUCAUUCGAGAGGAUAUGGGGCGCUUGACCACAAGAGCUUGGAAUGGUUAUGGGCCCAACGAGAAGCGGGACUUCAAAUACCUGACUCCGAAGAUACGCCUGGAGCCUGAGAUGCUUUCUGACUCGCAAAUAUUUUCGAGAACUUUCCACAUGGUCUGCUCUGCAUCGCGAUGUUUAUCUAUUGUGCAAGAGGUAUUGCGGCGACGAGAAGAGUUGCAACGGGAGGGCAAAGCCCCUUCUGCUGCCCAUGCUACGAAGAGACCAGUCUUUGUCUGGGAGCCGGUGCCCGACCUGUGUACUCCAGAAGAGCAAGCGAAAUUCUUCGCGGCCAAUCGGGUCGUAGAUGUGGUAAGUCCCAAUGAACUUGAGUUAGGGAUGAUGUUCAGCCAGCCUGGUUGGAGCGAAGAAAGCGAAUUUGGACGAGAAUUGGUCAACCGAAUCCUCGAAUCGGGCAUUGGGCCUGAAGGAAAUGGGCAUCUAGUCAUUAGAGCAGGAAAGGAUGGUAGCUACUCAUACUCUAGAAAUCAGCGAAUCUGGUUGCCUGCCUAUCAUGAACCAGGUUCCUCAGGAGCUACGAAAGUGGUCGAUCCCACCGGUGCUGGCAAUUCAUUCCUAGGGGCCUUGGCCCAGGGGAUGGUGGGCGAGGAGAGGGAACCCGUCAAAGUUGCGGAAUCCGUUCUCGCAGAGUCGGGGAAUUGGAGAAGGGCAACGCAUAAGGGCAUCCCAAUGGCAUUGAUAUUCGCCACCGUUGCCGCGAGCUUCGUGGUUGAGCAGAUUGGCGUGCCUCAAAUAGCCAUGUCUAACGAUGGGAGGGAGCUUUGGAACGAAACUGAAUUCACGGAACGAGUCCGUCUGUACACACAGCGAUUGCAUCGAACACUGGAAGAGUCUCCCCAGAGACACUUGGUAAUCAAUUGACCGAUUGAUUAAGGAACGCCCUUCUAUUGUCGUACAGCCCACAAUAAUAUGAAACAAAACCAGCCAUCACGUAGAACCUUUCCAUAGUCUUUUCCUUUCUCCGAUCCAUGCGCUCGUUUAUGAAUCGUUCUUCGCGGCUUGUUGUCUCUCGUGUUCGAUGAUCUGCUUGCUCCAGUAGCGACUGGGGAAGAAUCUUCCAGGCUCUGGCAUCUUCUCGCGACGCUCACGCUCAGCGCUAAGGGUCCAGGUAGCAGCAGCGACUCCAAUGACGGCAGCACCGAUUAUCAUGGUGUUGACCCUCCAGUUUGCGGGCUGAGCAUACCAGCCUCCCGCGGG
Aspergillus wentii DTO 134E9 is the source of this 1607-nucleotide messenger RNA. RefSeq lists its product as uncharacterized. The transcript has 3 exons. The coding region runs from base 84 to 1271 and encodes 395 amino acids. Lineage: Eukaryota; Fungi; Ascomycota; Eurotiomycetes; Eurotiales; Aspergillaceae. The record is from RefSeq and is a predicted model, not a curated record.